Bursaphelenchus okinawaensis is the source of this 2675-nucleotide messenger RNA. NCBI's taxonomy places the organism in Eukaryota, Metazoa, Nematoda, Chromadorea, Rhabditida, Aphelenchoididae. The record is from the annotation of a GenBank genome assembly.
AUGUCGUUAAUUGAAGAUCUUGAAGAUAUAUGUAAGUAUUUAGUUUUGUUUUAUUAUCUUGACCAGAGUUUCAUUAACACGGCCAAGAAGUUUGAUUGCCUUGGUCAAGAAGUUUCAUUACCUCGAUCAAAAAAUUUAAUUACCUUCGUCAAAAAGUCCAUAGAAUGAACUGUAAUGUAUUUUUCAGUCCGUCAACAGAGAAUAACUUCACUGAAUGAACGGCCAAUUGAUUUGUCUAUUUUUAAUCAUUUGCCAGGCUGGCUGUUCAGGUAUGCCGACCUUUAUUUUGUCGAAAACCUAUGGGAGCUGUAUCAAAGAAGAUCAGGAACUGAAAUUUUUCCUUCGGAAUUCAUAUUCAACCAACCUGACAUAGUAAAGUAAGGAUUUUUUAUUGCUUUCUUUAUUUGUCUUUCCAUUUACUUAUCAUUAUGAUACUUAACUUCAAUAACAACUUAACUUUCAGGCCUAGGCUUUACCUCUUGUCUAGCCAUUUGACUGUUAUAUCGUAUUCUAACUGUACCAAACAUGACUCUAUCCGUUAGCGUCGUGUUUAAGACAUCUAGCCCUCUACAUAUAUAUAAGCCUAUAGCUCAGAAUCUCUCCUACAAUAGCUAAAUUGCAUCUUUCCUACUUUAUUCUACUAAAUUCACAUGGUUUUAGACAAUUCUUAUACCUAAACAUCUACGAUACUGUACGCAAUGUUCAAUUGAGAUCAGGAUGGAAACGAAUCUUCCUCAACGAACAACAGAAAACCCAUGAAUACUACACAAAAAAGAACUAUGGCAAAUCAAUACGCGACUUUCUGAUGGAGCGAUGCUUAGUGUUGAAUUGCAUGAUGCAUUACUGCAGUACGGUGGAUGCCAAAACAUUUGCAAGGCUCGUACAUAACUUUAUGGAUAAGACAGAAUGCAUCUGCGAAAAUGAUGAACAUCAUCGUAUAGACACAGAAAGGAGUCAUGAAGACAAGAUUUAUGACAAUUUAUUAAUCAAAGGAUUGUCAAGUAGUUUGGUAUGUAUUAUGUCCAAAAUAUGUCGCUGUCGCAUAAAAACGUACGAUGACACUAAUAGAAUAGAGCAAGUUUACAUUCCAGAGAAGAUAAAUUCCGAACACGGGUAUGUGCCUUUACAAAAUCAUCUUAACUACCAGAUUAUAUUAGGUUGUUCAAAUAAUCCUGUGUCCCCUCUCAAAGAAAAUUUUUAGGAAUAGGGAGCACAAAAUUAUUUGAACAACCAAUUAGUAUGUAAAAAGUCAUCUCGAUUUACUUGACUGUGGUAUACAACAAAAAGCCUUCAGUAUAGCCCUCGAUACUAUGACACCCUCUUUAUACUGACAGCUUUCUGACAGAUCUUCGUAAUAGAGAUGCAAUCAAAAAGUACAUGGGUAGUAUAACAUCCUGUAUGGUAGGACAGAUUUGAAUCAGUCCUUUGAGUGUCAUACUAAAGAGGGUUGACUGUAAAUCUCUUUACCACCAUAAUAUAACUAAUAUACAUCUUCAAUCUUUGGAUAUUAUAAAAUAAUUCAAGUUCACACCGUUUCAUCUAAAAUGGCAUUGUUUUUCAGGUCGUUUCUACAACAUUUCAUAGAAAUUUUGACUAGCAUGGUACAUGAAUAUCAUUACGUACUUUCUUGUAACAGUUGUCUUUCGAUGCCAAAUUGUACAUUUCACGAUAAAACACUCAGAAACUUCAACAAGCUUCCACUACUCGUCAAAGAAAUGAUAUUGUAAGUUGAGAAAUGAAGUUAUUGCUUACGAAUUAUGGGCUAUUAGAUAAGCAAGACUUAUUACAGCGAGCUCUUAUUAUAAGUUGUACUGCUUGUACCUUGUACAAGCAUUUUAUUUAUCCUGCAUUAAAAAAAAGUAGACAAGAGCUCCUAUAUACAUCAAUUUAUGCAAAUAUUGAUAAGCCUUCCAAUAGUUUUUGUUCCGUUUUAGGCGUAAACUCGAAGGCCAUGACUUAGCUUCACUACGAGCGACUUCAGAAUCCACAUUAGCGCUAGUGGAUUCAAUUCCUCGAUUAAAGUUCAUAGAUACAUCCGUCUUUCAUCGACCUGUUCACUUUUGGGAGAGUCAAGUAAGUUUACAGAACUUAUUGUACACAAUAUUUUGUUACCGUACCUGUUAGUAACUGUAAGUCUGUUGUGGGUAACUCGCCCGUCGGCUGUAAGUAACUGUAGAUCUUCUGUCAGUAACAGCAAGUCUGCUGUCAGUCACUGUAAGUCUGCUGUAAGUAACUGUACGCCUGCCGUCGAUAACAAACCGUUAAUUUAAAAAAUCUCAUUUCAGACCCUCCGCUGGUUUAACGAAUACCCAUCCCGUCACACAAAGCAAAAAUACUCCACCAUUCCCAUACCACAAUUCCUAAAAAUUUGCCCUCUCUACCCGGUGAACAUUCUUCAUGGCGUGCCAAAAUCUAAAUCUCAACUGGAAUUCUGCCUGAAAUCAGGUGUAGAACAUCUUGAAAUGAGAGUGCGCAGUACGGAAGAGUACCGGCAAGUGAUGUUGGAUCUCUUUUUGAAUGUCGAGUAUCUUGCUUUCAUUCAACACAUCUCCGUCCAGGCCGAUGAAUUUCUUUUAGUCGAUGAAAGCUUGAAGCCUCCGGGCUUUCGAUUGUUAAGCACUGGGCCGUUUUUACUAAUUUUCCAACGAAAAGAAGUCUUUCAAGUUACGUUCUAA